AUGGUGACAGGUAUUGAAACAGUGGGCGUCGUCCUGGCCAUUCUGCCCCUCGUCGUAAAUCAGCUGGACAACUACGUCCGUGGUAUCGAGACCCUCAAGGGCUUCCGCAACAAACGCCAUCGGCGACAGCUAGAGGAAUACUCGACCAGGCUGGGCACUCAGCAUGCAAUCCUACUGAACUCGUUGGAACAAGCCUUAGAAGGAGUUGUCGAUUACGAGGACGACAUAUCCGACUUGAUCAAUUGCCCUCUUGGAUCGUCAUGGAGAAACCAGGAAUUUCAACGUAAACUGAGCCGAAAACUCGAUCGAAAUUACGACGUCUUCGUCAGGACAACAACCGAGAUUUCUAGAGAGCUACAAUAUCUAUCUACGAAGCUUGGGUGGGAUUCCGCUACAACAACGCAGAUGUCCUGGGAUGACACCGGCACCGUAGAACGCGAGCUAAGAAAGUUCAAGGAUAUCUUCUCCAAAUCAGUCUACAACGAACUCCUUUCCAAGAUCGAAAAUGCAAAUGGAGCACUUCAGACUCUGAUCGAGCAAUCACGUCGCCGUGAAACCACAAGGAAACACCGAGUGUUCAAGAAGAAGCCUCUUUUGAAGUACAAAAACGCCCGAAAGCAUGCCACAAAUAUCUACAAUGCGAUUGUACAUGGGACAUGCUGGCCGUGCCCUUGCAGCGAAUCACACUGCGUGCACCUUCGGAUCGAGCCACAGGCGUUGGAUGAAGACGACUUGAAACACCAGACUCAAGAAGCCUUUGUCCCCAAGAUACGAAUGGUGUUCACCUCGAAGAUCCCUAGCAAAGGUACUCCUUUGUGGUACUGGCAAGAAGUAGAAACAAUUCCUGUCGCAUCCGAACCAGUGACAGUCGCUCCAUCAUUGACAAAGGCGAAAUCUGCUUCUGCUUCGACCGUCGUUACUAAACGCACUGGCCCGGAUCGGAGGGUUACCUUUGCAGCCAUUGUCGAGUCCACCCUGGACACUGUUCCCUGGCCACGCGUGAACAACUCGCUCCCUCCGCCCAAACAGAUCUCCAACAUGUGCUCUGCACUAUGUUCGCAAAAUGCCGGCGAUAGGUUGCUUGGGUCCAUUCUUGACCGUUCUGAUCCAACGCACCAAUACCAUAUCUACCUAACCGACAGGGUGGACACCAGCGUUCCCACGAAGUCGCUAGCAGAUGUGCUGGAGGCAUCUGCAAAGGACAGCUUGAGAUUCAGUAUCGCGAAUCAAAGCUUGAUGCUCAGUCGUCAUGAUCGACUAUCUCUCGCCGCAACAUUGGCCUUGAGCGUCUUGCAAUACCAGGGUAGCUGGCUCAAACCGCAAUGGCGAAUACAAGACAUUCUAUUCAAGGACCACGACAGCGGCAAUCCGACAUUACUCGAUCGUGUAUACCUAUCAGCUCACGACGUAAGCCCGACAGGCGACUCGUCAAGUCUGAGCAACGGUGCAGAGACAAGCGAGGGAGCAUCACAGCAAUUGACGGUGGCGGUGACUUCGAGCUCCUUGAUUCGCUGUGCGCUUCUUUUCCCGUUAGCGCUCUCGCUGAUCGAAUUGUCUCUCUGCACGCCCUUGUCAUCUCUUCAAACCGCUGAAGAUGCCGACCCAGUCGAAGCAAUCUCCAACCUCAAGACAGCCGUCCGGGUACUGCCUCGCGUGUACGCAGAAAGUGGCUGUCGGUACGGCGACGUCGUUGACACGUGCCUCUACUGGCCAGACACGAAGAACAUGCAACUCGACGACGAGGAGUUUCAGAGAACAGUCUUCGAAGUGGUGAUCUCGCCGCUGCUGGAUGAUCUGAGGGACUUUGAAGGGAAGGAUCGGAUUCGCUAA
Molecule: messenger RNA, 1830 nt
Organism: Exophiala spinifera
Lineage: Eukaryota; Fungi; Ascomycota; Eurotiomycetes; Chaetothyriales; Herpotrichiellaceae
Exons: 1
Coding region: 1-1830 (609 amino acids)
Source: RefSeq, a predicted model, not a curated record